This is a messenger RNA of Glycine soja, 390 nucleotides long. RefSeq lists its product as uncharacterized. The record is from RefSeq and is a predicted model, not a curated record. NCBI's taxonomy places the organism in Eukaryota, Viridiplantae, Streptophyta, Magnoliopsida, Fabales, Fabaceae. Bases 1 to 390 code for a protein of 129 amino acids. The transcript is spliced from 4 exons.
AUGACUGAGACAAGUAUGCGAGCCGGGAAUAUCGAUGUGUAUGGAUUCCUCGAGCCACAGUCUAUCCAGAGAUCUGGCCAAUCACAAUUUGAAUCAGAAAAUUACAUGAAGAACUGGAUGCAAAAUUCAAAACGGGAUGUGUACCUUGGAGCCUACCUGAAUGGUGCACAUUGGCAAAUGGCCGUCAUUUUGCCUAAGGAAAAUGUUGUCAUUUGGUUUUGUUCGUUGCAUAAUAAGCCAGACAACUACCUCAAAGGCAUAAUUAAUAGUGCUUUGAAAGGACUUGACGAUACUCAACAAAGUAAAUCCAAGUCUCCUACCAUUGGAACCAGAAAGAUUAAAGGCGCUUCGCAACCAAUGGGCAAAGAACUAUUUGAAAGUGAAAAAUGA